UGCUGGCGCUCUGUCGGAGGGGCGAUCUAUCGAGAUUGUCGAACAUCACAUGAUUACAAACCCUCAUCACCUGUGAAUGAUCACGACUGAUCACGACGGCCGAAGGUGUUAGCGGACGGAUUUCACGGCUUUGCAGCUAAUUAUCAAGCGUUCGCGCAAAGAUAGUUCGUAGUUUGGUUAGAUCCGUGCGGUCAGGAUGAAGAUCUGCGGUCCCAAGUACGCCUUGUGCGGUCUGGUCCUGUCCGUCUGGGGCGUGCUCCAACUGUUUUUCAUGGGAAUAUUUUUCUACGUCCGGAGCGUAGCGCUGGUAGAGGAUCUUCCGUUAGGAGAGCAAAACUUAACCGCGAUAGAAGACUUCUACAAAGCGGUGGAUCGAGGAUACACGCAGAACGCAUAUAAUUGUUGGAUUGCCGCGUGCAUCUAUGUCCUCACCUUCCUUUUCUCUGGUCAUCAGUUCUAUCUUAAUUCAAGAUCGUCUCUUAGCUUAUAAGUAAAUAAACAGAUGUUGCACAACGACGCUACCAUGCGCCCGAUUUGUAAUAAUGUGCAUCUAGAAAACGCAUCCAGAUUUUUAAAUUAAUUUUAAAACUGCGUUAUACAUAAAAAUAUUCCACGAUUGAGCUGUUAUCCAGACAUAAUGUAAUUUAGGCGAAAUGUCUGUGCCUAAAGUGUUCUUACAGGCACAAAAAAUGUAUUUUUUGUCUACCGGGUUAAUACCACACACACACAUAUAUAUAUAUAUAUAUAUAUCAACAUAGAUGAAAGAAUAGAAUAUGAGGAGGAGAGAUUAUGUAAUUUGCAGUGGUCUCACUGUAAUGUCAGAAUUCGUAAUGAUACAUUUCAAUCAAGUUUAAAUUCUGCUUAUAUUGUUACAUAUAUUUGUUAAUAUGAUUUAAUAAAUUAAUUGUAGAUUA
This is a messenger RNA of Solenopsis invicta (red fire ant), 914 nucleotides long. It is a transcript of the gene RNASEK, whose product is annotated as ribonuclease kappa. NCBI's taxonomy places the organism in Eukaryota, Metazoa, Arthropoda, Insecta, Hymenoptera, Formicidae. The transcript has 2 exons. Gene Ontology annotation, molecular function: RNA endonuclease activity. The record is from RefSeq and is a predicted model, not a curated record. The coding region runs from base 197 to 490 and encodes 97 amino acids.